This is a messenger RNA of Anthostomella pinea, 1152 nucleotides long. The record is from the annotation of a GenBank genome assembly. Lineage: Eukaryota; Fungi; Ascomycota; Sordariomycetes; Xylariales; Xylariaceae.
AUGGCGACUAGUAUGACGCCGAGCCAGCCACCGCCCUCCGGGCCCGGGUCUAGGCUCCGCAUCCCCGCGACCACUUCUGCUUCAAACAACACCACCACUACCACCAAGGCCGGCGCCGGACCGGAAACGGUCGUGGACUCCCCCGCGUCCCCGUCCUCGACCAACGCCCUGGCGCGCUUCGAGUUCGAGCUGGGGCGCGGGAACGAGGGGACAAAGAUACUGAUGGUAGAAUGGAAACCCGACAGCGGGCUCGAACCUCCUAGGGUGGCCACUACUACCACCACGGGCUGGGUCGUCUCCUGGGAAGGCAAGACCACGACCUUCUCCCUCAGCGAGCGCGACGCCUCCGGCGCAGCAAGCUUCUUAACCACAGCCGCAGCCGCAGGGCCUACACAGCGCGUCUACUUCCUCCUGCCCUCCGACGCGCCCAUCCCGCCCGUGGUGACGAUAACGCACGCGGCGACCAGCCGCGUACUAAACACGAAGUGUAUGCCUGCCAUCUUCGCGCCGGGCCUCGGCGUCAGCCAGCGCGACGCCGGCAAGCGCGGCGUGCUGCACACCAUCUGGGCGAAAAAGCGGCUCGCGCAGCUCGAGGACGAGGUCCGCGCCGAGCUGGCCGACAACGCCGAGGGCGUCGGGCUCGAGAUGGCCGUCCAGGAGCGCGAGUGGAUCAUCGACCACUUCGGGCUCGUGGGCGUCGACCCCCUGGCCGACGGCGUCGACGAGCAGCGGAGAAAGAGGAACAACGCGGGACCCGGGGGCGCGGGCGCGCCGCCGCAGAGCCCGCGGUCCCCGGUUGGGGGACGCCUGGGCGAGAAAUUGAGGGGGCUGAGGCUGUCGACGUCGCUGGCCGAGUUGGCGAGUAGCACUGCUGGCACGACAAACGCCAACAUGCGCCAGCAGCACCCCUACCAGUCCCUAUCGCCCGACACAUCCCACACCGCCGUGCCGCGGACAGCAGUGCCGGUGGUGCCUGGUGGUGGUGGUGGGGGUGGAGGGGUAGCAUCCCUCGCCGCCGUGAUGGAUGGCACCGGUAGUAAGCAGCAGCCGGCGUCCGCGCCCGUGAAGGAGACCGAGGACGAGCUGUUCGCGCUGCCGAUGAGCCCGCGCAGUCCCGAGAUGAAGACGAGUCCGUUUAGCUUCUUGAAGUGA